AUGUCCCCUGUAAAACCCGUCAACGGGGAAAAGCAGCAGAUGUCCGGUCCUGACUAUGUUCUACCGCAAGGCCAGGGAAGGGUCAAGAUCAUUGCCCCGGCUCAGAUGAGUGCCAAAUGGCGUGCAAAAUACGGAUCCAUUUAUCGAGUCUGGAACGGCACGUGGCCUGAAAUCGUCAUUACUGAUCCCAAAGAUGUAGAGGCUUGGUUUUCCGGGAAAGGAGAGCACAGCAAGUUUUCCUAUGAGCCUUCCGGAGCCCUGUUUAAUUACGCCAUGGGUCAUGCUGUCGGGCUGGUCAAUGGCCAAGAUUGGAAGGUUUUGCGCAAGUUGCUGGAUCCCUACGUCAACUUCUCGAGCUCGGCAAGGCUUACCCCAAUGGUCUUGGAACGGGCAAUCGAGCAUGUGCAAACACUCCGCACACGGACCCUUACUCCCACCAAGGAAGGGGAGACUAUCGUCAAUACGUACCGAGCCGUGCAGCCGUACCCGUUUUUUACUCAAUUGGAGACUUUCUAUGGACUCUUGACUGAUACCCAGAAAGAUGAAGUCUGGUCGAUCGGUCAGAUCUUUCUUACCCUCUCUACCUGGACCGUGGAGCAAGGCCUCACACGCAGUCGAGUCUUGAAGUAUAUGUACUCAUGGGACUCGUGGAAGCUGAUCCGGGAAUUCGAUCGACGAUGGCGCAUAUUCAACCGGGGGAUCGCCAAGCAGAAGGCGACAGAAAUUGAUCUGCCGAUUGUCAAGCUGUGGCAGAACAUCCAAAACGGUGAGAUGACGGAGGACCAGCUGAUUCACACCUUUACAGAGUCGAUCUUUGCGAACCUGGAUGUCACAACUUCUGUCAUCACGGGUUGCAUUCUGCAUAUUGCCAAGGAUAAGCGGGUCCAGAAGAAGCUUCAAAAAGAAAUCGACGACCACAAGGAUAAUCUAGCAGACUAUGUCAAGCGGCAGGAUACUUUUAUGCACUGUUGUUUCCUCGAGUCGAUCCGGCUGGAGCCGAUUCCCGCCUUUUCCCUUGCAGGUCGAUGUUCUGAAGACAAAGUGUUAGGAGGGUAUCAUAUACCCGCCAAUACCAGCGUCGUCAUCGAUGCACACGCCAUUAAUAUCCACAACCCCUACUGGGGCCCCGAAACAAAGGAAUACCGACCGGAGCGCUUUGACGGCCUCAACGUGAGGGACAUGAAGUACAACCUAUCGACUUUCGGAUAUGGCUCCCGCAAGUGUCUUGGUGUCCACCUGGGCGGGAAGAUGGUUCGUAGCAUCCUGGCUGCGUUGUUCGGACAGUAUGACGUGGAUCUGGAGGGCCAGAUCAAGGACGGGGAUGAUGAGUUUAAGACGGAUAAGACGAGCUUCUUUGCCCUCUAUCUUGAUAAUAUUGAAAUGACACCGAGAGACCUAUGA
This is a messenger RNA of Penicillium verrucosum, 1401 nucleotides long. It is a transcript of the gene hasH, whose product is annotated as cytochrome P450 monooxygenase hasH. Lineage: Eukaryota; Fungi; Ascomycota; Eurotiomycetes; Eurotiales; Aspergillaceae. Bases 1 to 1401 code for a protein of 466 amino acids. Gene Ontology annotation, molecular function: oxidoreductase activity, acting on paired donors, with incorporation or reduction of molecular oxygen; iron ion binding; monooxygenase activity. The record is from RefSeq and is a predicted model, not a curated record. The transcript has 4 exons.